AACUGCAAAAGGAAGGGGUGCCAAACUCUCCCACGGCUCUCUUUUCCUAGCCUUUCGAUGCACGUACAGAGUAUAUUUUUCUUUGGCCUUGUGCGCUAGCUUUGCCUUUCUCCGCAAGAAUGGAGACGCGCCUGCGGCGUACAAAGUGUCCACGCGGUCUCCACCCCGUCAAUGCUCCAUGAGAAAAAUCACCGGCCUUUUCCGCCGAAGCUAGCUUUUCAGGCUACACACACAUAUACCCGUGCCGGCGUACGUAGCAAGCUAAGCUAACCCCCCACCUGCGUAGAGCAGAGCAGACAUGUCUCUCUCGCUGGGCAGCGGCGCCGACACGCCCGCGCCGACGGCCGGCGCGCUUGCUCCACCCAUGCCCCUCUCGCUGGCCGGACAGUACCUCCCGCUCAACGAGAACGACUCCCUGGACAUGGUCCUCUUCGACGUCCUCCGCGAGGCCUCCGCCGUGUCCGCCUCGCCGCCGCUGGCCCCGCUGAACAUGCAGCAGAGCCUGCUGCAGAGGGCCAUCGUCGCUGACCCCGGCACGCGCAAGGCCGGCAGCGGCAAGGGCGCGGAGCGGCACUACCGCGGGGUGAGGCGGCGGCCGUGGGGGAAGUACGCGGCGGAGAUCCGGGACCCGUCGCGGCACGGCGCGCGCCUGUGGCUCGGCACGUUCGGCACGGCCGAGGAGGCGGCCGCCGCGUACGACAGCGCCGCCUUCCGCCUGCGGGGCGCCAAGGCGCUGCUCAACUUCCCGCCGCCCGUCGUCGUCGCCGCGGACGUGCCCCGUGGCGCCGGCGCUGCGGCGAAGCAGGCCGGUCGGGGCGAGGUGAAUGCGUCAUGAACCGUGCCGUCCCGUGCUUGCUGGGUUUGCUCGCUGAUCGUUCUUCUGCGCGUUGUCCGCGUGUGCGUUUGGAGCAUGGAAGUCUGUAACCGUCUGCCGGUGGAUCAAUCGUUUGUGCUUCCAGCUUUUUUGAUGGUAGUUUUUCUUGGCGUCGUCUUGAAAGUCGAAACGAUUGGUUCGGGCUAAAGGUGCAAGUUGCCAUUCCGGUGAUUUGUCUACGAGUCAUCAUCGAUUGUACAUUAUUUUAGCUUUCUAGGGAUACGUUAUUCUGGAAUGAUGAUGAAGGUUCUCUUGUCAAAUCAAAGUUUAAGACGAGACUUCAAAGGAA
This is a messenger RNA of Brachypodium distachyon (stiff brome), 1163 nucleotides long. Its product is annotated as pathogenesis-related genes transcriptional activator PTI5. The record is from RefSeq and is a predicted model, not a curated record. Bases 299 to 835 code for a protein of 178 amino acids. Gene Ontology annotation, molecular function: DNA-binding transcription factor activity; DNA binding. The transcript has a single exon. Lineage: Eukaryota; Viridiplantae; Streptophyta; Magnoliopsida; Poales; Poaceae. Gene Ontology annotation, biological process: ethylene-activated signaling pathway; regulation of DNA-templated transcription.